This is a messenger RNA of Lepisosteus oculatus (spotted gar), 1560 nucleotides long. It is a transcript of the gene rcn2, whose product is annotated as reticulocalbin 2. Gene Ontology annotation, molecular function: calcium ion binding. The record is from RefSeq and is a predicted model, not a curated record. NCBI's taxonomy places the organism in Eukaryota, Metazoa, Chordata, Actinopteri, Semionotiformes, Lepisosteidae. Gene Ontology annotation, cellular component: endoplasmic reticulum.
UCGGAGAGAAGUAUUUGCCUACUAAUCUAAAUCGAUGUGAACUAGACAUGGUUGAGUAAGAAUUAUUCCACAGCGAUCAGAGGAUCAUUCAGUAUUAGAAAUCAAGUGUACUGAACCGUAACGUUAGAACUUUAGAAAUAAACUGUAAUUAUUUAUUAUUCGCGUUAUCUCGAAUACAUUUGCAAAGGAGCAUAUAAAACGGAUUUUUAAAAAGUCAUAAAACAUCGUUUUAGCAUUGAACGUUGAAGAUUUUACCACCGAUAACUGAAUAUUAAAAAAACACUCCACUUUUUGUUUUAUUUACACCGUUGAAAUGGGAAAUAUCGCUGCAGUAAUCCCAUAGGCAGCUGUUAGAAAAAUAAAAUGGAGAAAAUACAUUUUUUCCUGGCUUCGUCAGGUACAGCUCUUAGAAAAAAAAAUUGCAUUGUUGUAUUUCAAUGAAAACAAAGAAAACGACUCUUUCUCAUCGGAAGUGACGCCAGGGGUGUCGGACCCAUAAAAAGUGGGGUGUCCGCUUGGGUACUUUUGUUCAAGUUCAUGGUCAAAUGUGGGAGACGUUGGCACGUAAGAUCUUACAUUCCAGUUCUUAUAGAGGAUGAAGCGCAUUAUCUUGACUUGGGCGCUGUUUGCACUCUGUUCGUGCGCCUCUGAAAACAAGGCCAGCACCUUCAAUGCUGAGGAUCCUGAGUAUGACGGGAGCAUCUUCUUCAGAAAUGAGGACCAAGAUGAGAUAGAGAAGCUCAGUCCAGAGGAACAAAAACGGAGGCUGGCAGUAAUUGUGAAGAAGAUUGACACAGAUUUGGAUGGCUUUCUAACUGAAGGCGAGAUCAGUUUAUGGAUACAGCAGGUGUAUAGACGAUAUGCUGUAGAAGAUGUGGCAGAGAAGUUCUUGGAAUUUGAUAAAGAUGGUGAUGGGGCUGUAUCUUGGAAUGAAUACACCCUGCUGGUACAUGAUCGCAUCAUUGACAUGGACGAGGAUAAGGUGCCAGAGAACUCUGAAGAAAAAUCUCUUCACUUCUUGCACUUGAAGGAAAAGCAGCGCUUUGAUCAUGCCAAUACAGAUGGGAAACCCGGUUUGAAUGUAACAGAGGUGCUUGCUUUUUUGCAUCCAUCAGAAGUGGACCAUAUGUCCAAGUAUGCCAUCGAGGACGUGUUGAAUGAAUACGAUCGAGACAACGAUGGGUUUAUCAGUCUGCAUGAAUUUCUAGGGGAUCUUCGAAGUCCAGAUGGAGUAAAUCAAUCGCAGUGGGAAAUUGAGGAGAAACUGCGUUUUGUGAACCUCUACGACCGGGACAACGAUGGCAAACUGAACUAUGAGGAGCAGCUGCUGUGGGUGGCACCCAAUAGUUACGGCACAGCAAGGGAGGAGGCUCUCCACCUGAUCCAGGAGAUGGACCGGAAUGGGGAUGGCAGGUUAUCGGAAAUGGAGAUCAUGAGCAACAUGCAGACAUUCAUGGACAGCGAAGUGACCGACUACGGCAGGCAGCUCCAUUCUGUGCAUGAUGAACUUUAGUUUCAAAUUUUAUUUUUUUAUAAAUAAAAAUGCACUGUUUUUCCCCA